This is a messenger RNA of Teleopsis dalmanni, 2160 nucleotides long. RefSeq names its product 3-phosphoinositide-dependent protein kinase 1 (gene Pdk1). The record is from RefSeq and is a predicted model, not a curated record. NCBI's taxonomy places the organism in Eukaryota, Metazoa, Arthropoda, Insecta, Diptera, Diopsidae. Gene Ontology annotation, biological process: intracellular signal transduction; peptidyl-serine phosphorylation. The coding region runs from base 70 to 2160 and encodes 696 amino acids. Gene Ontology annotation, molecular function: ATP binding; protein serine/threonine kinase activity. The transcript has 5 exons.
UUUACUUAAAAAAAUUUAUAUUAAAAAUAAGAAUUACGAGUACCUAGUAAAAUAAUUUUACUUAUAUAAAUGGGAAAACGACAGCUAAGAGAGAUAAACGGUCCACAACAACAGCAACAACAACAGCAGCAACAAUAUUUAUCAACGUGCAGCACAAUGCCAGCUAUGCCAAAAGAAAAAGCUACUGCAGUAUCGUUGAGCGAAAGUAACUUUACAGAAUUAAAAUUAAAGGAAUUGACCACAAUGGCGACCACAGCAACAGCAACACCAACACAAGCAAUAUCAGCUACAAAUCGUCUACAUAAUAAUACCACAAAAACAGCGCAACAACAACAACAACAACAACGCAAUAAUGUAUGCGGCUGCGGUGCUGCUACAACAGCGAACUCAAAUGAUUUAGUUGAAAGUCUCAAAUACAUGUCAAAUGGUCACUCCUCACCCUUAGCUGCGGCAGUCGCAUCACAAAAUUCAUGUACUACCUUAUCACCACAACGUAUUAGCAGCGCCACCACUACCACAUGUUGUCAAAAUAACAGAUUACAACAACAACAACAAAACGGUGGCACAACAUUAAAUGCAAAAAAUAUAAGAGUAAAUGACAGCAGAACAGCGAAUACGAAUACGCCCACAAAUGCUGCCAUCACACCGCCACGAAGAUCGCCGAAGGAUUUUGUAUUUGGUAAAAUUAUUGGCGAAGGUAGCUUUAGUGUUGUUUACUUAGGACGUGACGUACAUACGCGGCGAGAAUAUGCAAUUAAAGUAUGUGAAAAGCGCCUCAUAGUACGUGAACGUAAACAGGAUUACAUACGCCGUGAACGUGAAGUAAUGCAUAUGUUAAGUACAGUACCCGGUUUCGUAAACUUGUCAUGUACCUUUCAAGAUGAUUUUCGAUUAUUUUUCGUUAUGAAUUACGCCAAGAAUGGUGAUUUGCUGCCCUGCAUAAAUAAAUUUGGUUCCUUUGAUGUUGACUGUUCGCGUCAUUAUGCCGCUGAAUUAGUAUUAGCCUGCGAAGAGAUGCACUCACGCAAUAUUAUACAUCGUGACCUUAAGCCCGAAAAUAUAUUGCUUGAUGAAAAUAUGCACACUCUCAUAGCCGAUUUUGGUUCAGCGAAAAUAUUAACACCCGAAGAGCGUUUAGCUGCCGAUGAAGCAGAUUAUCAUCCAACGGAAACGAGAAGAAGAAAUCAUACAAGUUCAACGAGUGUGCGAACUUCUCGUAUCUCUACACGUUACAGUUCUGACGAUGAUGAUGAUGCUGAUGAUAAUGAAUUUAGUAAUGAUACAAGUAGUGAUGAUUUCGAUUCACCCAAUCGACAACAAUCACGUUAUCAUCGGAAACGUCAUGGCAGUUUUGUGGGUACAGCGCAAUAUGUAUCACCCGAAGUCUUACAAAAUGGUAUUAUUUCACCAGCCGCUGACUUAUGGGCAGUAGGCUGUAUACUCUACCAAAUGAUUUCGGGCUUACCACCGUUUCGUGGCACUAACGAUUAUGCAAUUUUCAAAGAGAUACUUGCUUGUGAUUUGGAAUUUCCCGAGGGUUUCGAUAAGGAUGCUGAAGAUUUAGUACGUAAACUAUUGAAAUUAAAUCCGCGAGAACGUUUGGGUGCAAAUGAUAUUAGUGGUUAUUAUGCCAGCAUACGUUCGCAUCCAUUCUUUGCAAAUAUCGAUUUCGAUACAGUGCGCGAACAAACACCACCGCCAAUGAAUCCCUAUUUGUCUGAUUAUGAUUUAAGCACAGAAUAUCAUUUGCCUGAUAAUUUAGAACCUGGACUUGAUGAGAGACAGAUAACACGUCUUAUGGUUAUGGAAUUGGGUACAGCUUUUGCUAAUAAUGAAAGCGAUUGUGUGGAAACUGAGAAAAAGACUGAAAGAAAAGAUUUAUUUGUGUUUUCUGAGGCGGAAAAACAGAAACGCUUAGAACAACAGAAAACCGAUAAAUGGCAUGCAUUUGCUGAUAAUGAAGUCAUACUGGAAAAGGGUUUCAUAAAUAAACGUAAAGGCCUAUUUGCACGCAAACGUAUGCUCUUGCUUACAACAGGACCGAGACUCAUAUAUAUUGAUCCAGUGCAAAUGAUCAAAAAAGGUGAAAUUCCAUGGACACCAGAAUUACGAGUGGAAGCAAAAAAUUUCAAAAUUUUCUUCGUGUAUACGGUAAGUUGA